Aspergillus viridinutans is the source of this 1797-nucleotide messenger RNA. RefSeq names its product putative MFS siderophore iron transporter (gene mirD). The transcript is spliced from 4 exons. The record is from RefSeq and is a predicted model, not a curated record. NCBI's taxonomy places the organism in Eukaryota, Fungi, Ascomycota, Eurotiomycetes, Eurotiales, Aspergillaceae. Gene Ontology annotation, molecular function: transmembrane transporter activity. Gene Ontology annotation, biological process: transmembrane transport. The coding region runs from base 1 to 1797 and encodes 598 amino acids.
AUGCUGUCGUCGUGGCAGAAGAAGUUCUUCCAGUCUCCGGAGAACCCCCCAGCUGAGGGUAUUGCCUCUCCUAGGGAUGAUGGAGUGCCGAACCCACAGACAGUCACAUAUCCGGAUACCAAGCACCCUUCUGAAGUCGUCAAUCAUGAUGCAAGGGAAAUGCUGCCAAAUGAGGAGGCCCAAGAUGGCGUCACUCAGGCUGAAGCGAUUACCCUGACAUGGUCCAAGACAUCUCUGGGAGCCGCCUAUGUCCUCAUGUGGCUCCUGUACCUUGUCAAUGGCCUCCAGUCCUCCAUUACCAGCAAUCUCUCCGCCUACGUGACCAGCGGUUUUGAAUCCCACUCUUUGAUCCCCGUUAUCUCCAUCGUCUCCAGCGUGAUGUCGGCGGCAACCUAUAUGCCGCUGGCAAAAGUCUUGAAUCUCUGGGAUAGAUCUAUUGGUUUCGUAAUAAUGGUGGCAUUCGCCACACUGGGAUUGAUCUUGUCUGCGACAUGUCACGACAUUGGAACCUACUGCGCCGCACAGGUGUUCUACAGCAUCGGCUUCGCCGGUAUCAUUUUCAGUGUCGAUGUCAUUACAGCCGAUACAUCGACAUUGCGCGACCGAGGUCUCGCCUACGCCUUUACCUCCUCUCCCUAUAUCAUCACUGCGUUCGGUGGCCCUGCUGCUGCGGAGCACUUUUACGAUUCCAACUGGCGAUGGGCAUAUGGCUGUUUCUCUAUCGUUUUGCCCGUCGUUGCCCUGCCCAUGUUUUGCCUGUUGCGCUGGAACCGGCACAAGGCAAAGAAGAGCGGGCUUUUGAAAGUCAAGCCCGGCAGUGGCAGAACGUGGAUGGAGAGUAUCAGGCACUAUGUUAUUGAAUUUGACAUACUCGGUGUCUUCUUCCUAGCAGCCGGCCUUGUGCUUUCCCUCCUGCCGUUUUCCAUUGCCGGCUCCACCGAGGAUGACUGGAAGUCGGCCUCCAUCAUCACCAUGCUCGUGUUCGGUCUCCUCUGCCUCCUUGUCUUCGCUCUAGUCGAACGCUUUGUUGCACCUGUCCCCUUUCUCCCCUGGGCCCUUCUGGCCUCAAGGACAGUCCUCGGUGCCUGCAUGGUGGACGUCUGCUACCAGAUUGCAUACUACUGCUGGUUCAACUACUACACGUCAUACCUGCAGGUCGUCUACGGCACCAGCAUCACAACCGCAGGAUACAUCAGCAGCAUCUUCGACGUCGUCUCAGGAGUCUGGCUGUUCGUCGUGGGUUUCCUAAUCAAGAAAACGAACCGCUUCCGCUGGCUGCUCUUCAUCGCCGUCCCGCUCUACAUCCUCGGCGUCGGCCUGAUGAUCUACUUCCGCAGACCCAGCUGGUCCGUCGGGUACAUGAUAAUGUGCCAGAUCUUCAUCGCUUUCGCGGGCGGCACCAUGAUCAUCUGCCAGCAGGUCGCUGUGCUCGCGACGUCGGACCACGACCAUGCUGCUUCCUCACUUGCCUUCCUGAACGUAUUUGGCACGAUGGGCAGCGCCGUGGGGAGUAGUAUCUCCGGUGCGAUCUGGACGCACACCCUGCCUGGUGCGUUGCAGCGUCUGCUUCCCGAGUCGGCGAAGGCGGAUUGGGAGACGAUCUACGAUUCUCUGGAUGUGCAGCUCAGCUAUGAGAGGGGUACGCCGGUCCGCCAGGCCAUUGCGCUUGCUUAUACUAGUACGCAGAGCAAGAUGUUGAUUGCGGGAACGGCUAUCAUGGCGCUUUCGCUCAUUUGGAUGUUUGUUAUCCGGGAUAUCAAGCUUACCAAGACGCAAACCAAGGGAGUGUUGUUUUAG